CAGAACAAGAAAUCGCCGGCAGAAAUUCCUUACGGACGCAAACUUAGAACGAUUCACAACUCAAUGUUACCGCCGACACCCAAACGUGCCGACGCAUAAUUUCGGAAUGAAAAAAUUUGAUGUUGGUGACCCUAUUUAUGUCCGCAACUAUCGAGCAGGAUAUAAACCCUGGAAUAAAGGUUCCAUCGCAGCACGACGUGGUCGAGUUAUGUACGACGUGAAAGUUGGUAAUGAUUUAUGGACCCGUCACUACAAUCAGUUGCGUCCAAGAAACUCAAAUAUCCCUACCAGCACACAGUCAUCUCUACCUCUGGUUAUACUCUUAGAUAAUUUUAACUUACCUACGACUGACAAAACAGAAAAGCAAAAUUGCGCAGCUCAGACAACUCCAGACAGAGCAGAAGCCGCAAAUUCAACAAGUAGACGAAGCAACAGACGUCGACAACAAACUGAACGGUUUCAGAUAAACCCCAGGUAAGCACGCUAUUAAUCAUCAAUCUUCUCAAAAGGGGAGGUGAUAUGUAUCCACGUAAUAUAUGUGUUUGUUUUUGACAGUCUGUUAUAUUUUGCUAUGUAUAUAUGGAUCGAUAUUCCAUUAUAAUUGACAAUAUGUUUUUGUCCGUCCACUAACUAACAAACAUGUCUAACCUUGUUGUCACAUGACAUUACAACCAAUCAUGUU
Trichobilharzia regenti is the source of this 682-nucleotide messenger RNA. The record is from the annotation of a GenBank genome assembly. Lineage: Eukaryota; Metazoa; Platyhelminthes; Trematoda; Strigeidida; Schistosomatidae.